Molecule: messenger RNA, 1106 nt
Organism: Solanum pennellii
Lineage: Eukaryota; Viridiplantae; Streptophyta; Magnoliopsida; Solanales; Solanaceae
Product: protein DELAY OF GERMINATION 1-like
Exons: 1
Coding region: 57-869 (270 amino acids)
Biological process (GO): DNA-templated transcription
Molecular function (GO): sequence-specific DNA binding
Source: RefSeq, a predicted model, not a curated record
UUGUAGCUUUAUCCCAACCAUCCAAAUAAUCUUGUAGAUAUAUAAACCAACUCUCCAUGACGAGUAGCAGCAAAAAUGGCAAAUCAUUUCACAAGUUUUUCGAAUCAUGGCUCGUUAAACAGAAUCAAGACUUGAAUGAGCUUGUACGUGUCUCGAAAGAGAACAACAAUGAUAUGAUGUUGUCACCUUUAAUACAUAGUGUGGUGAAACAUUAUGAAGAAUAUUAUAGAGAGAAAUCGCGAUACGCAAGUAGUGAUGUUUUAGGCAUGUUGCACCCCUCAUGGUUAAGUAAUCUUGAAGAUGCAUUUUUAUGGAUUGGUGGAUGGAGACCUAGCAUGGCUUUUCAUUUGUUAUACUCAAAAUCAGGUAUACAACUUGAAGCUAAUCUUCAUGAGUUAAUUAGAGGAUUUAGUAAAGAAGAUUUAGGAAAUUUAAGUGGUAAACAACUUGGAUUAAUUGAUGAGUUACAACAUAAGACAAUUAGUGAAGAAAGAAAGUUGAGUGAAAAGUUAGCUAUAGUUCAAGAAAGUUUAGCUGAUACAUCAAUGGUUGAAUUAUCACAUGUUGUGAGUGAAUUAAUGAGGGAGCAAUUAGUUGUUCAUGAGGAAGAGGAAAAAAUUAGUAAAAAUAUUAGUAAAAAAGAGGAGAGUUUAUUGGAUUUAUUGAAAAAAGCUGAUGAUUUAAGGUUAAGUACAAUUAAAGAGAUCUUGAGAAUUUCUACACCCAUUCAAAGUGUUCAUUUCUUGAUUGCUGCUGCUGAACUUCAUUUGAGGAUUCAUGAAUGGGGUAAGAACAAAGAUGCUCUUCUUUCUCAUCAUAAAUGGUCAUGUCAAACAAUAAACGACGAGGGGACGUCUGUCAGAAAUUAGCCAUUCACAACCAUACAGAGAUGUCAGAUCAUAAACGAUGAGCCAAAUUCUGUGGAGACGUCUGUCACAAAUAAGAUCUAUCAAACGAUACAGAGAAGAUUGGUACUUAAUAGUACUAAUUAUCAGGUAGUUGUUAUAGGAUGAACUUCUUUUUUAGGGCUUUUUUUUUUGUUUAAUUUCUGUUUUAUGUAGUGACAUGAUUAGUUUAAGAAUUUAAAUUUUUAUUUAUUUUUUUUA